ACCGCAUGUGCUCUUCCUCAUCAUCCACCAUUUGAUAAGUUGAGUCUCUCUUUUUCUUUCAUUCUUUCUCUGGUGGAAUAUUGAGAAAUAUCGAGUUUUUAAAAUAGGGUUCCUUGUCAUACAUCAAGGAGAGAAGCAUAUAGGCAUUUAAGUAAAGUUUGAAGGUACGUAGCCAAUCAUGGUGGCCGGAGGGAUGUCAGUGGGCGGAGGGAAGGAGUUCGAGGCCAAGAUUACUCCUGUUGUUGUCAUCUCGUGCAUUUUGGCCGCCACCGGAGGUCUCAUGUUCGGUUAUGAUGUUGGAAUUUCAGGCGGAGUAACAUCAAUGAAACCGUUCCUGAAAAAAUUCUUCCCAGUGGUGUACCGUCGGACUCAGGACGACGGAUUGAACAGUAACUACUGCAAAUAUGAUAACCAAGGCCUCCAACUGUUCACCUCGUCCUUGUAUCUGGCUGGUUUAACGGCUACCUUUUUUGCCUCAUACACCACAAGAAAGCUCGGUCGAAAGGUUACCAUGUUGAUUGCAGGAUGUUUCUUCAUUUGUGGAGUGACCCUAAAUGCUGCAGCACAGGAUCUAGCUAUGCUUAUUAUGGGCAGAAUUUUACUUGGAUGUGGAGUUGGUUUUGCUAAUCAGGCUGUUCCGCUGUUCUUGUCGGAGAUCGCACCCACCAGAAUCCGUGGAGCACUCAACAUUUUAUUCCAGCUCAUGGUCACCAUUGGCAUCCUUUUCGCCAACCUUGUCAACUACGGAACAGCAAAAAUCAAAGGAGGAUGGGGUUGGAGACUUUCACUUGGAUUGGCUGGAAUCCCAGCAGGGCUUCUAACCUUAGGGGCCCUUAUUGUGGUUGACACGCCUAACAGUCUGAUUGAGCGCGGUCGCUUGGAGGAAGGAAAAGCAGUGCUUAGAAAGAUCCGAGGCACUGAUAAUAUUGAGCCAGAGUAUGAAGAACUUUUAGAAGCCAGCCGUGUGGCCAAACAAGUGAAACACCCUUUCAGGAAUCUCCUCAUGCGAAGGAAUAGGCCUCAGCUGGUCAUUGCAGUUGCGUUACAGAUCUUCCAACAGUUUACAGGAAUCAAUGCGAUCAUGUUUUAUGCACCAGUUCUGUUUAACACAGUAGGGUUUGGAGGCAAUGCAUCCCUGUAUUCUGCUGUUAUCACCGGAGCUGUUAACGUUCUUUCCACCCUCGUGUCUAUCUACUCUGUCGACAAAGUUGGCCGAAGAAUGCUCUUGCUAGAAGCUGGUGUGCAGAUGUUCAUAUCCCAAGUUGUGAUUGCCAUCAUUUUGGGGAUCAAGGUUAAGGAUCAUUCUGAAAGCCUUAGCCACGGAUGGGCCAUUUUUGUGGUCAUCCUUGUUUGCACAUUUGUGUCUUCUUUCGCAUGGUCUUGGGGACCUUUAGGAUGGUUAAUCCCGAGUGAAACAUUCCCUCUCGAGACAAGAUCAGCAGGGCAGAGCGUUACGGUUUGUGUGAACUUGCUCUUCACUUUUGUGAUUGCACAAGCCUUUCUUUCAAUGCUGUGCCAUUUCAAGUUUGGGAUCUUCCUCUUCUUCUCCGGCUGGGUUUUGAUCAUGUCCCUCUUUGUGUUUUUCCUCCUCCCUGAAACAAAAAAUGUGCCCAUUGAAGAAAUGACUGAAAGAGUUUGGAAGCAACACUGGCUCUGGAAGAAUUUUAUGGAUGAUGUCCAUCCUGGUGAAGGAAAUCUAGAAGGAGGCACCAAGAAGAAUGGGCAUUCUAAUGGAUUUGAUCCUUCAUCACGGUUGUAAAAAAAGGCGGCCAAGUUUUUGCCGAAUAUUUGGAUCUCAUACUCUAUGUUGACACCAUUAGACGGUCAAUGAACCGUAGUUUAGCUAUAGAUAUGUGCUUGUGCAAUUUGUGUUUGAAUUGGUCCAAGCUCUAAUAUACGUAAUAUGCUUGCCGAUUCGAAAUUAUUAUUGUCCAAAACGUAGUGUGGUGGAACUUAGCAACAAUAGUUUAUUUCGAUCUACUUAUGAUUUAUGCAUCAGAAAUGAAUUGUUAUGGGGUUAACGACACCAUUUUAUU
This is a messenger RNA of Coffea arabica (coffee), 2036 nucleotides long. RefSeq names its product sugar transport protein 13. The record is from RefSeq and is a predicted model, not a curated record. Lineage: Eukaryota; Viridiplantae; Streptophyta; Magnoliopsida; Gentianales; Rubiaceae. Gene Ontology annotation, molecular function: monosaccharide transmembrane transporter activity. Gene Ontology annotation, cellular component: membrane. Gene Ontology annotation, biological process: monosaccharide transmembrane transport.